AUGGGCCAGGUUUUCGAGCGGGUCAUGAGGCAGUAUUAUACUGACUGCUGGAUCUUGCCACUCACCCAAGCCCGCAUUUGGGAGAUUCGGGAAGCGGUGUGGAGCAGCCGGUGGUUCAGAUCUGAGCAAUUCGAACGAAUUGUACUGGAGCUUUACCAUUCGUUUCUCCGUCAAACACUCACUCAUGUCAAACCGCGACUGCCGGAUGAGCUGGUCCGUCUAAAAGACCACGCCGGCCGCUGCCAAGGACUCGAUAUGAUCAUGGGCGAGGAAUUCGUGCCGGGCAUUCGCUUUCGAGACCGCCGGCCAGGGGGCCAACGAAGACGAAGCCGCAAAGGUGAUCUAGUGGUUACCUUCAACUCGAUCUCUGUGCACAUGGCCAGUCAAGAGCACCAGCUGCAGUUCUGGGGGAUCAGCCACUUGUACGACUUACCUGAUGGCCUCUUUCUCACGCCCAUCACGUCUCACCAGAUUCGGUUACUUCGCUUUCUCAACACGCUCGACUGGCAUUGGAAUUCGCGCUCUGUGCUUGCCCCAAAAAGAAACGAAGCCAUGUCUGCCGCUCUCAGCUGGGCGAUUGGCGAGAGGAACCCCGAUGCCAUCAUCGUCUUGCUCCAGUUAUAUCACAAAUACUGCCGAGCAGGAAACUGCAAGGUGCUAAACGUCAAUUACCACCUCCAAGAGUGCGUGAAAUUGCGAGAUCCAGCGGUCUUGCACCUUGUGGGGAGUCACUUCGGCCUUCCGCCAUCGGUGGUUGAGUUCUUUCAGAGAUUUGGUGAUGCAGUGACGACGCCGUAG
Molecule: messenger RNA, 798 nt
Organism: Cyphellophora europaea CBS 101466
Lineage: Eukaryota; Fungi; Ascomycota; Eurotiomycetes; Chaetothyriales; Cyphellophoraceae
Exons: 1
Coding region: 1-798 (265 amino acids)
Source: RefSeq, a predicted model, not a curated record